AUGUCGACCCCAGUUUCACUUACUCAAAAUAUAACAGCCGAUGGAAUAUAUAAACCAGAGGCAAACAGAUACCACUUGUACAUUAAUAAGGGAUGCCCAUUCGCUCAUCGUGCAUUGAUCGCUUUGUACAUUAAGGGCUUGGAGCACGCCAUCCACGUGUCAUUCACUCAUCCUGCCAUGACUACCAAUGGAUGGGUGUUUGAUGCCAACUACCCUGGAUCCACCGCCGAUCAAGCGCAGGGAUUCCCCGGCGUGCGCGAGCUGUACCUCACCACCGACCCCACCUACCAGGGCAAGUACACUGUGCCCGUGCUGUGGGACACCCAGACCAAGACGAUCGUCAACAACGAGUCGGCACAGAUCCUGCGCAUAUUCAACAGCGAGCUCAACAACCUUGCUAAGCAUCCAGAAAUCGACCUCUACCCCGAGGCUCAGAGAAAGGACAUCGACGCCUUCUUUGAGUGGGCCAAUCCAGCCAUCAUCUCUGGAGUCUACGGUCCAGGCUAUGCCAAGUCCCAAGAGGAUUAUGACGCCAAGUUUGACAAGUUCUAUCAGAGCCUUGAUGAGUUGAACAACAGGCUGGCUGCACAUAGAUAUGCUGUUGGCUCAACCCUUACAGAGAUGGAUGUCAAGUUGUUCGUCACACUCAUUCGUUUCGAGCCUGCAUACUCUUUGGCCUACAAGCUGAACCUCAAGAGCAUCAGGGAGUAUCCAAACAUUAGAGAGUACAUCAAGGACCUGUACCAGAUUCCAGAUAUCAAGAGAUCCGUCGAGUUUGAUCACAUCAAGAAGAUAUACUUUGUCUCGCCAACCACUCCAGAGCCCAUCAUCGUCCCAAGAGGACCAGCUCUCCAAUGGCUUGAUGAGCCAUCAACUCGUGCCAAGAUG
Acytostelium subglobosum LB1 is the source of this 888-nucleotide messenger RNA. RefSeq lists its product as hypothetical. Gene Ontology annotation, cellular component: cytoplasm. Gene Ontology annotation, molecular function: glutathione transferase activity. The record is from RefSeq and is a predicted model, not a curated record. Lineage: Eukaryota; Evosea; Eumycetozoa; Acytosteliales; Acytosteliaceae. The annotation marks the transcript as partial. The transcript has 2 exons.